Messenger RNA from Lottia gigantea (owl limpet), 384 nucleotides. RefSeq lists its product as hypothetical. The annotation marks the transcript as partial. The record is from RefSeq and is a predicted model, not a curated record. NCBI's taxonomy places the organism in Eukaryota, Metazoa, Mollusca, Gastropoda, Lottiidae. The transcript has a single exon.
ACUACCAACAUAACAGGUAAUACUUUACCCAAGAGAUCUACUACCAACAUAACAACAGGUAAUACUUUAUCAGAGAGGGAUACUACCAACAUUACAGGUAAUACUCUACCCAAGAGAUCUACUACCAACAUAACAGCAGGUAAUACUUUACCAGAGGGAGAUACUACCAGCAUAACAACAGGUAAUACUUUACCUGAGAGAGAUUCUACCAACAUAACUUCAUGUAAUACUUUACCUGAGAGAGAUACUACCAACAUAACUUCAUGUAAUACUUUACCUGAGAGAGAUACUACCAACAUAACUUCAUGUAAUACUUUACCUGAGAGAUCUACUACGAACACAACUUCAUGUAAUACCUUACCUGAGAGAUCUACUACCAACAUA